This is a messenger RNA of Cyprinus carpio (common carp), 8165 nucleotides long. Its product is annotated as RNA polymerase II subunit A. Gene Ontology annotation, biological process: transcription by RNA polymerase II. NCBI's taxonomy places the organism in Eukaryota, Metazoa, Chordata, Actinopteri, Cypriniformes, Cyprinidae. The record is from RefSeq and is a predicted model, not a curated record. Gene Ontology annotation, molecular function: DNA binding. Gene Ontology annotation, cellular component: RNA polymerase II, core complex.
CAGUUUUCUCUCAGAUGCGCUUGGAGCGCACUGGAGAGUAGAUCGGGGAAAGGGAAGGGGACUGCCGGUAGCUACAAUAGCUAGUAUAUAAACACAAAUUUAAAAAGCACAUUGAGUAGCAAGACACGGUGGUCACUGGGAAACCGCCAUCGGACAAGUUCCGGUCACCAUUGGGUGCCAGGAGAGUCUUGGUGGCGUUUCAGAGGUGUUCCUUCUUACAAAGCGGCGUGCCGGGGGAGGACGCGUCUCUUUGAAUAGUCAGGAUGCACGGACCGCCUUCCAGCGACAGCGCAUGCCCAUUGCGCCUCAUCAAGAGAGUGCAAUUCGGCGUCCUCAGCCCUGAUGAACUUAAACGGAUGUCCGUUACUGAAGGGGGCAUCAAGUACCCUGAGACUACAGAAGGAGGGCGCCCUAAACUGGGGGGACUUAUGGACCCCCGGCAAGGGGUAAUUGAGAGAUCAGGCAGAUGCCAGACGUGUGCAGGUAACAUGACUGAGUGCCCUGGUCAUUUCGGUCACAUUGAGCUGGCAAAGCCAGUUUUUCAUGUUGGCUUCAUCACAAAGAUCAUGAAGGUCCUCCGCUGUGUCUGUUUCUUCUGUUCGAAACUGCUUGUGGACGCGAACAAUCCAAAAAUCAAAGACAUCUUGACCAAGUCGAAGGGGCAGCCACGUAAGCGUCUGACCCACGUCUAUGACCUCUGUAAAGGCAAAAACAUUUGUGAGGGUGGAGAGGAGAUGGACAACAAAUUUGGAGUUGAGCAGCAGGACACAGAAGAAGACCUCACCAAAGAGAAGGGUCAUGGAGGCUGUGGCAGGUACCAGCCGCGUAUCCGUCGCUCUGGCCUGGAGCUGUAUGCUGAGUGGAAGCACGUGAAUGAAGACUCACAGGAGAAGAAGAUCCUCCUCAGUCCUGAACGUGUGCAUGAGAUCUUCAAACGCAUUUCAGAUGAAGAGGACAUGAUCUUGGGUAUGGACCCCAAAUAUUCCCGUCCUGAGUGGAUGAUCGUCACAGUGUUGCCCGUGCCCCCUCUUGCUGUGAGACCAGCUGUGGUCAUGCAGGGCUCUGCUAGAAACCAGGAUGAUUUAACACACAAGUUGGCUGACAUUGUGAAGAUCAAUAACCAGCUGAAGCGAAAUGAGCAGAGUGGAGCUGCAGCACAUGUUAUAGCAGAGGAUGUCAAGCUGCUUCAGUUCCACGUGGCCACUAUGGUAGACAAUGAACUGCCAGGUCUACCUAGGGCAAUGCAAAAGUCUGGUCGUCCACUAAAAUCUAUCAAGCAGAGGCUAAAGGGUAAGGAAGGACGUGUCAGAGGUAAUCUGAUGGGGAAGCGUGUAGACUUCUCUGCCCGAACUGUCAUCACGCCGGACCCCAACUUGCAGAUCGACCAGGUCGGGGUUCCCCGUUCCAUCGCCGCAAACAUGACCUUCCCCGAGAUCGUCACACCCUUUAACAUUGACAGACUGCAAGAGCUUGUGAGGAGAGGUAACAGUCAGUACCCUGGAGCCAAAUAUAUCAUCCGAGACAACGGGGACAGAAUUGACCUGCGAUUCCACCCUAAGCCAAGUGACCUUCACCUUCAGAUUGGAUACAAAGUUGAAAGGCACAUGUGUGAUGGAGACAUUAUUGUGUUCAACAGACAGCCUACGUUGCACAAAAUGUCUAUGAUGGGCCACAGAGUGCGAAUCUUGCCAUGGUCGACAUUUCGACUCAACCUUAGUGUGACAACCCCAUACAAUGCUGACUUUGACGGCGAUGAGAUGAACCUGCACUUGCCACAGUCUCUGGAGACCCGUGCUGAGAUCCAGGAGCUGGCCAUGGUGCCUCGUAUGAUCGUCACACCACAGUCCAACAGACCCGUCAUGGGUAUUGUGCAGGACACCCUGACAGCUGUGCGCAAGUUUACCAAGAGAGAUGUCUUCUUAGAGAGGGGUGAGGUUAUGAACCUCCUCAUGUUUCUCUCCACAUGGGAUGGGAAAGUGCCCCAACCGGCUAUCUUGAAGCCUCGACCUCUCUGGACUGGCAAACAGAUCUUCAGCCUGAUCAUCCCUGGGCACAUUAAUGCCAUCCGCACACACAGCACUCACCCUGAUGAAGAGGAUAGCGGCCCUUAUAAACACAUCUCCCCUGGAGACACUAAGGUGAUUGUGGAGAACGGUGAGCUGAUCAUGGGGAUCUUGUGUAAGAAGUCACUGGGAACCUCAGCUGGCUCUCUUGUCCACAUCUCAUACCUUGAGAUGGGCCAUGACAUCACACGACUCUUCUAUUCCAACAUCCAGACUGUUGUCAACAACUGGCUGCUUAUUGAGGGCCACUCUAUUGGUAUUGGAGACUCCAUUGCCGAUAAGGCGACAUAUCAGGACAUUCAGAACACGAUUAAGAAAGCCAAACAGGAUGUGAUAGAGGUCAUUGAGAAAGCCCACAACAAUGAGUUGGAGCCCACCCCAGGUAACACUCUGAGACAGACCUUUGAGAACCAGGUCAACCGCAUCUUGAACGAUGCUCGAGACAAGACUGGAUCCUCUGCCCAGAAGUCAUUGUCUGAGUACAACAAUUUCAAAUCCAUGGUGGUGGCUGGUUCAAAAGGCUCUAAAAUUAACAUUUCUCAGGUUAUUGCUGUGGUGGGGCAGCAGAACGUUGAGGGUAAGCGAAUCCCCUUCGGUUUCAAGCACCGCACUCUCCCUCACUUCAUUAAGGAUGACUAUGGUCCAGAGAGUAGAGGCUUCGUAGAAAACUCCUAUCUGGCCGGUCUCACACCAACUGAGUUUUUCUUUCACGCCAUGGGAGGCAGAGAGGGUCUGAUCGACACAGCUGUCAAAACUGCUGAGACAGGUUAUAUUCAGCGUCGUCUGAUCAAGUCUAUGGAGUCUGUUAUGGUAAAGUAUGAUGCUACAGUCAGAAACUCCAUAAACCAAGUUGUCCAGCUGAGGUAUGGAGAGGAUGGUCUGGCAGGAGAGGCUGUCGAGUUCCAAAACAUGGCUACCCUCAAGCCAUCCAACAAAGCCUUUGAGAAGAAGUUCAAAUUUGACUACACCAAUGACCGAGCUCUCCGCCGCACUCUACAGGAAGAUGUGGUGAAAGAUGUGAUGACCAAUGCCCAUGUCCAGAGUUCUCUAGAGAGAGAGUUUGAGAAGAUGAAGGAAGACCGAGAGAUCUUGAGGGCUAUUUUCCCCACAGGAGACAGCAAGGUGGUACUACCGUGCAAUUUGGCCAGAAUGAUCUGGAAUGCUCAGAAGAUUUUCCGCAUCAAUCCUCGAACACCAACUGACCUCAACCCAGUACGAGUAGUGGAAGGAGUUUAUGACUUGAGUAAGAAGCUGGUAAUUGUAAAUGGUGAAGACCAGUUAAGCAGGCAAGCUCAGGAGAAUGCCACUCUGCUCUUCAACAUCCACCUGCGCUCCACCCUGUGCUCCAAGCGAAUGACUGAGGAGUUCCGUCUUAGUACAGAGGCUUUUGAAUGGCUGCUGGGAGAAAUAGAGACCAAAUUUAACCAGUCCAUUGCUCACCCUGGUGAGAUGGUAGGUGCUCUGGCUGCCCAGUCUCUGGAGAGCCUGGGAGAGCCUGCUACUCAGAUGACCCUGAAUACAUUCCACUACGCCGGUGUGUCCGCCAAAAAUGUCACUCUCGGUGUGCCUCGACUCAAAGAGCUUAUCAACAUCUCCAAGCGACCCAAGACCCCCUCCUUGACCGUCUUUCUCCUGGGCCAAGCGGCCCGUGAUGCAGAGAGGGCCAAAGAUAUCCUGUGUCGGUUGGAGCACACAACCCUGCGCAAAGUCACUGCCAACACAGCCAUUUAUUAUGACCCCAACCCUCAGAACACUGUGGUGACUGAGGAUCAGGAGUGGGUCAACGUGUAUUAUGAGAUGCCUGACUUCGACGUGACCCGCAUUUCACCCUGGCUGCUGCGUAUCGAACUUGACCGCAAACACAUGACUGACCGUAAACUGACUAUGGAGCAGAUUGCAGAGAAGAUCAAUUCAGGAUUUGGUGAUGACCUCAACUGCAUCUUCAAUGAUGACAAUGCUGAGAAACUGGUUUUGCGAAUCCGCAUCAUGAACAGUGAUGAGAACAAGUUUCAAGAGGAUGAGGAGGUAGUGGAUAAGAUGGAUGACGAUGUCUUCCUUCGCUGCAUCGAAUCGAACAUGCUGACAGAUAUGACACUGCAAGGCAUUGAACAGAUCAGCAAGGUGUACAUGCAUCUACCACAGACUGACAACAAGAAGAAAAUCAUCAUUACAGAAGAGGGAGAGUUUAAAGCCUUGCAAGAGUGGAUCCUGGAAACGGAUGGAGUCAGUCUUAUGAGGGUCCUCAGUGAGAAGGACGUGGACCCUGUCAGAACCACCUCCAAUGACAUUGUGGAGAUUUUCACUGUUCUUGGUAUUGAGGCUGUGCGUAAGGCUCUUGAAAGAGAGUUGUACCACGUCAUCUCUUUCGACGGUUCUUACGUUAACUACCGCCAUCUUGCCUUGCUUUGUGACACGAUGACCUGCAGGGGUCACUUGAUGGCAAUCACUCGUCACGGUAUCAACAGGCAGGACACUGGUCCGCUGAUGAAGUGCUCUUUUGAAGAGACGGUGGAUGUGUUGAUGGAAGCCUCAUCUCAUGGUGAAUGUGACCCAAUGAAAGGAGUGUCUGAGAAUAUCAUGCUGGGACAGCUGGCGCCUGCAGGCACUGGUUGCUUUGACCUGCUGUUGGAUGCUGAGAAGUGCAAGUAUGGCAUGGAGAUUCCCACCAAUAUCCCUGGUAUCAGUGUCGCAGGACCCACGGGUAUGUUCUUUGGCUCUGCCCCCAGCCCCAUGAGUGGCAUGUCUCCUGCCAUGACUCCCUGGAACACAGGAGCCACUCCUGCAUACGGUGCCUGGUCUCCCAGUGUUGGAAGCGGAAUGACACCAGGUGCUGCAGGCUUCUCUCCCAGCGCUGCAUCUGAUGCCAGCGGCUUCUCGCCUGGCUAUUCUCCUGCCUGGUCUCCUACUCCUGGUUCUCCUGGAUCCCCUGGACCAGCUAGCCCUUAUAUCCCCUCACCAGGAGCCUUGUCUCCGAAUUACUCUCCAACUUCUCCUGCCUACGAGCCUCGUUCUCCUGGUGGAUACACCCCGCAGAGCCCUGGUUACUCUCCGACUUCUCCAUCAUACUCUCCGACUUCGCCAUCUUAUUCUCCCACCAGUCCGAACUACAGCCCCACAUCUCCGUCCUACUCGCCCACAUCACCCUCCUACUCUCCGACUUCGCCAUCUUAUUCUCCAACAUCUCCAAGCUACUCUCCGACUUCACCGUCUUACUCUCCGACUUCACCGUCUUACUCCCCGACUUCACCGUCUUACUCGCCAACAUCCCCCAGCUAUAGCCCAACGUCCCCCAGCUACAGCCCAACCUCACCGAGUUACAGUCCCACGUCUCCAUCUUAUUCCCCAACUUCUCCAUCUUAUUCCCCGACCUCCCCGUCUUACUCUCCCACCUCUCCAAGCUACUCUCCAACCUCCCCAUCUUAUUCGCCAACAUCUCCGAGCUACAGUCCCACUUCGCCCAACUACACGCCCACCUCGCCAAGUUACUCUCCAACCUCUCCAUCUUACAGCCCAACCUCACCUUCCUACUCUCCCACGUCUCCCAAUUACACCCCAACCAGUCCGAAUUAUUCCCCCACAUCUCCUUCUUACUCCCCAACUUCGCCGUCCUACUCUCCAUCCAGUCCACGUUACACCCCACAGUCUCCCACUUACACCCCUAGCUCACCCUCUUACAGCCCAAGCUCUCCAUCCUACUCCCCCACAUCUCCAAAAUACACUCCCACCUCCCCUUCCUACAGUCCCAGCUCUCCCGAAUAUACCCCAACAUCCCCCAAAUAUUCCCCCACUUCCCCGAAGUACUCGCCCACUUCGCCCAAAUACAGUCCCACUUCUCCAACCUACUCCCCAACUACGCCCAAGUACAGCCCCACUUCCCCUACUUAUUCUCCAACUUCUCCUACCUACACCCCAACCAGCCCCAAAUAUUCCCCCACCUCUCCGACUUACUCUCCAACUUCUCCCAAAUACUCACCCACAUCCCCUACCUACUCUCCAACUAGUCCGAAGGGCUCCACCUACAGCCCCACUUCUCCCGGCUACAGCCCCACCUCUCCAACCUACAGCCCAGCCAUCAGCCCUGACGACAGCGAUGAAGAAAAUAAUUAAAGAUGGUUGGCGUCUGGGUUUGUCCUACUUCCCUGAUUGGCACUCUGACCCCGGGAUAAAGACUGAAGGAAAGCCACUCAGCUGGGGUUGUUGUGGUUUACAGGGAAGGCUGAGGAAACUGGGAUCCCACAUGUGACAUCCUCCUUUUUGAUUUUUCUCUUUUGGACUUCUUGAACAGUUCUUAAAUAGCCUCACUAAACAGGCUUCAGUGGUUGAAUCUGUUAUGUCAGAGGUUUGAACUACAAGCCAAACAAGGCUGCCUUUGUAUUGACCAUUUUCAUCACUCUAAGUUUAGAGGGAGAACCAUUACUAAAAAUUGGUGGAAAGUUGCAGGAGAUUGACUGCUUUUGGAGCAGAAAGAUCAUUUUGUUGUCCUCCUCUUUCCAUCCAGUAAUUUCUAUCUCCCUUACUUUCUCUCAAAAAUUCAGUGUUGGAUGUAAAGGAAAUCUAAGAAGUAUUGCCAAAAGCCUUCAAACAGAAAACAGUGGAUUGUAUCUAAAAAAAAAAGUUUCAAAUGAAACCUUGAACAAUAUCUAUAACGUAAAUGGAAAGGGGGAUAAACUAACCUUUCUCACAUUUUACAACUUUUUGUUUCAUCUUCAGUGUAAAUAAGUGCUUGCUCGCAGUUUUGAUUCAUUAUUCCAGGUCAGAACUGAGAACUGUUUAAAUAUUAAUGUUGAUUUUCUGUCUAAUUUGAGUUCACUUAUGUUAUUUCUAAAGAAGCAGGAGGUUCAAAAUGGCUGUUUAUUAGAAACGUGUUAAAGAAAGCUGACACAGUGUGCAGAUUAAAAAUGUCUUGUAAUACUGUAAUCUAAUGUAUGCCGGCCCAUGGCAUGGUUAAAAGUCUUGUGUAGUGAUUGCCCUCUUCAAGAAUCGGAGAGAGGGAACGGAUGCUUGAUUUGAGGCAUUCACUUUCUAGUCAAUUGUCCCCAAAAGAUGCAAGCCUUAUCCUUCACCAGCAUCUGCCCAGUAAUUUACAAUUUAAAAAAAAAAAAAAAAAAAAAGGUGGUAACCAGCAGUCUUGUACCUCUGAGUACACAGUGGAGUGUGAAGUUGCUACAUUUUUGGUGUUAUUUUUCUUUUAUUCUGAGUGAGGUUGGAGCACAGCUUUACAAUAAGAUGCACCAUGAUUUUUUUUUUUUUUUUAAACCCCCUUGGUUCAAAUCUUAUGAGUCCAUCCUUGUCCUCAGCACUUAACCCUUUAAUAUAAGAAAGUGUGUAAUUGUUUUUUUCUGAUAUUUGCAUAAUUUUAACUGAUAAUAUCUUGUGAAUUUCUGAGGAAAAGCAUUUAUUUUACACUGUUUCUUGUGCUGGCUUCAUUGUCGUUGGGUCAGCUUUGCUUUUUGGAUUAAGUGCGGGGGGGUGGGGGUGCAGUUUGGUUUGCUUCCUUUCGAUAAUGCACCGUUUCAUAUCUGGCGUCAUUUUACCCCUAGACUUUGAGAUAACUUGUUAACCUAAAUUUCGUCAGCUGAUUCUGAAUCGUCGUAUGCUUGAACAGUAGAGGGCGACAGAGACCGAUUUGACUCGUUAGAGCCAUUGAGAUCUUUUUGAGUGUUACCUAUUUAAAACCUGAACGCAAGAGGCUACUGUGGUCCCCUCAACUCACUCUUUCAACUGGACAGUGGUAGUUGGAGGACUUGUAAAAGACUUUAUUGCUCUUGCACAUUUCGGCUUUAGAUUUAAGGCCUUAGAUCUCACAUGACAGUCUCAUUAAUGCCCUUAUUUGCCUUCAGUUUCAUGGAUAUUUCAAACAAGUCCAGUUAAUACUCAAUACCCAGGCUCCCAGUAAGAGUGUGUGCGAGUGUGCGAGUGUGUGUGCAUGAAAGCAUAAAUGGAAAAGACAGGGUUUUCUUGAGUUUGAGUGAUAACUGGGUCGGGUUUAUGACGAAAGGACAAUUUAAAUUAAGAGAAAUUGCCACUGUAUAGACAUCAAUCUGAUACUUCAUUCUCUGUUUUGUUUGUUUUUUGACUUGAAAAAUAAAAAGUUUGACUAAA